AGCAAAUCACUAGCGUCGCCAAUAUGGUAGUGAAAUAUAUGUACAUGACAACCGUACGAAACAGCUAGGAAGUAAAUAACGGAUUUUGUUUUAAUAAUAUCUUUUGGUGCAAAGGAUGUCUACACAGGGCCGCGGGCGCGGCUACACGGGGCGGCACCACCUACGCGAGCCGCGGCCCGGCGACACGGAUGACCGCGACGCACGUAUCCUUGCUGAACUCAGCCCGAGGACUACAGACAAACAAGAUUCAACAAAAAUGGAUACAAACAAAGUAGAUAUAAUAGCCAAGGAAGGAGAGUUUGAUAACAAAGAGGAUAUGGAUUUGAAGCCAGUCAAGUUGAGCCGGAGCAUUGAUGACGAGGACCCUGGUGUUAAGGAGUUGCUGCAUAUUGAUGAACAGUUUUUGCCGCUACUGGCUUUGCUAGAACAAUUCUCUCCGGGUGAAGAUGGAAUACAAUUCAAUAGGAAGCUGCGUAAUUUUGAAACAACGGUGACUAACAUGUGCACAGAUGAGACAAGAUUACAUAUGGCGUUCGCGUCGUUUCGAGCGGCGGCGCUGCAGAGCGCGGUGACAUGUAGAGUAUUAUUGUAUGGAAGACAAGCUAAACCAACCAAAGUUUAUUAUUUCGACGCUUUAGGGAGUUUGUCGUUAAAUCGAGGGAUGUUAAGUGUAAUUUACUCUGUAUAUUUUUUUGCAAUUUCUUUUUACUUAUCAGACUAAAUAUUCAUUGUGUUUAAUAUUUUAGAGGCUCGUCUGUGUAAUGGCAACAAAGUGCAUAUACUUGCCAGUCCCCUGCUGCAGUAUAUGCGCGCACUACUCGCUUCUGACGACGUCCGGGCACACCGCAGUCUGGCAACACAGCUCAUGCAGAACGGUCGAGAACUUCUCUCCGUUAUGUCACAUGAACUAGACGAGCUGUCUAUAUCUAUAAAACUCCGUCUACUCACACCACCACCCGUCAACAUCAUCUGGCUACUUCUAUCAGCGGAUCUCUGCCUCAACAAGUUCCUGCCCCUCCCCAACACGCUGCAGCAGUUCUACGCUGCACAUCUAGACCUCAGCAACGAGGAGAGCUUCAGCGAAGUCAGCUACGGAUCCUGGAAGAAGAGCCCAGAAAAAGAAGACUACAGAUCUGAUAGCUCUGAUGUCAGCACCGAUAAAGUUGGACAGAACCUCUCUCAAGUCAGUCUCAACCAUGAUGAUGACCCAAAGCCUAAAUUAAGACCGAUAUUAGGUGCAGGAGCAGGACUUCUAAGACAGGAACAAGCGUUAUCCCAAGAAACCUUCGAUUCAAGAGUUGCUAAGACGAGCCUCUCCAAAAGAUAUGACUUAAACUCCUGGAGACAGGCGGAAGAAGAGAAACAGGAGGAAAUAGAUCCAUUGUUCAAUCCGAAUGUGAUGCCGCCAGCAAUGCAGACAUACCCAGUAACAGUACCUGAUUACCCACCACCGAAUAGAUAUAAUUACCAAGACUACCCUAAUUAUCUCCAACAAGGCGAUGGAACUUAUAUACAGAACCAAUACUCUAAUAACCAAAACUUCACCCCCCAAGGUGACUUUGUACCUCAGUAUACAGCGGAACCACCGAAACCUAACCCAGAAAGAGUCAACAAUGAGGUCCAAAAGACCAGUAAUCCAAGGAAACCGGUAGAAAACUGGCGCAAAGAGAAGACAGAAGCAACUGUGAAAGAAGAUUCCAAUAAGACUAGACAGCGGAACUGGUCCAGACAAAGAUCUAAAGAUAAUGUUAAUGAUGAUGAAGAAAAAGGUGAAAAGUUCCGCUCCGUGUCUAGAAGCUCUCGUGAAUCCAGACAAAGUACUACCGGUUCCAGAAUGAACAGACGGAACAGCGGAGACAGUCAGGACCAAGGGAACUCUGAGAAGACUCCUCCUCGGAGACAUGUGACUGAAGUCCCAAGGAACCAGAAGUAUUGGGAUCAUGAUGAUAGAUGCGACAAGGAUUAUAAUAGUUAGUAAUAAAUUAGUGAUGUGAAGUGUCAGUGUUGCCAACUUAGUGCCAGCAGAAAUACAGACGAAAAACUUUUUGGAAGUCGAUUAUCUAAACGAUAAAUAAUGCAGGGUCAAACCGCGUGUCUCGUUUUGGAUGUUUUCGAUUUUUUAAUAUGGUAACCCUGGAUUUUUAAUCUAGUUUCGGUCUAAAUGUUACGGCCGCACAAAUUUAGAAAAUUAUGUACAUUCGCCUUUGAAAGUGCUAAGGUGUAUGAGGUGCUUACAGACUGUGUUUUUAUAAACACUAGGCUAAAAUUCUAGAUCGUAACCUAUAUAGAUAUGUAAUCUAUAGAUAAAGUAUCUAAUUGAAAGUUUUCUAAAUGUCAUUUUGUAUGUCACUGAAGGAAUUCGUCCAUACCCCUUUUUUUCUUUAUUUUGUGCUAGUUUCAUCUAUAGAUUAUAUAUCUAUGUUUUUAAUUUAAUUGUGGAAGUUUUCAAUUUAAAAUUGUGUUGCAAGUAUCGGUCCAUUUGUCACAAAAGAGCUAGUUAAAUACAUUUUUUAAGCAUUAUAAUGAAUUGUGGUUUAUUCAUUGUGAAUAUAAAUUUAAGGUACAUGUAAACUGCUGAAAUAUAGUUAAUAUGUUAGAAUUAAUUCAUUUAAAAUAAUUGAGGUUAGGUCGCUUAACAAAAUGGCGACGGUAUAGAUUUCCAAUUUUAAAUUAUGAACAAACUUUCAAAAGCGUGUGUUCUUUUUGUAUGAUCUAACAUUUAUGGCUAUUUUUGUAAUUUUGGCGGGAAACUUUAAAUAAAGUACAAGAGUCUGGUACUCAAUUGUUACAUUUGUAAGGUAAAAAAUUAUACUUUUAAAAACCACGGCCAGUUUUAUAAUCUGGUGUUUCCCUUUGCGCUGAAUGAGUAACCAAUCAAACAGCCCAUUAAGAUUUUUUUCCCAUUCAAAUUCAUUCUAUGGAUUCAAUCGGCCCAAAGGGAAGUAUAAUCAAUUAUGAUGGUUUAUUUUAUUACAAAUUACUAUGUGGAUACAAUUAAAAUUUAUAAAGCCUCUACAUACAUUCUCUACUAUCAUUUUUAACUUAAUAUCGUACUGUUUUGUUCAAAAUAUGUGUAAAUCUUUGCCUUUACAGUUAAAAUGUUUUCACAUGAAUAAUUCUGUAAUCUUCCUAAUAAAUUGAUAUAAUUUUACUUAAAUCUCAAAGUUAACAUAUGUUAUUAUAAUUUACGGAAUGUUUUGGGCCUUAAGAAAUCUUAUUUUUAUUGACAUUUAUAAUUUAAUAAAGCAACAGCUUGUGAAAAUUCAUCGUGACAUCAAGUGAUAGAUUUAAAAUUAAAUUUCUGGUGUAAAGUAUGUAGUAUUUAGUUAAUUAAUUUAUUAAUAAAACUGAGAAACAACUUAAAUAUUUUUUCUAUUAAUUUUUACUAUAAUUAUAAUUUAGAAAUUAUUCUGAACUUGAUUAUUACGAAUGAUGCAGAAGAAUAAAAAAGUUUUAUGCUUAUUUUUCAACUACAACAACCUAAAAUAGAAAAUGUCACAAUAUUAUUUGACAACAGUAAACUUCGACCAAACCAUAUAUUUUUUUAACAUCUAAUUUCAAAAGAGCGUGCUUAUUUAAAAAGUUCUUUUUAUAUAAUGCAUCGAGUUAAAUAUGAAGUAAAAGUAACAAUUUAUUAAGAAUAAAAAUAUGGUUUGGAAAAUGAAAACAAGCUGUAUGUUCUCAAUACCUUUGCUUGUAAUAAAAAAGUCAACUAUAUCAUUAUGUUGGCAGUCUUGGGUUGACAGAUGAUUUUAAAAAAUAAAUCGAUUGGAGGGAAAAUUACAGACUUCAAAAUUAUUUUAACUUCUUUAUAUUUAGCAAUCAUGAAUCGGUGCCUUAAUUUAUUCUCAAAAUGUACUGCCAAGUGCCUUGUGAGUCUGCCUGUACCUAAAUGCGUUUUUUAAUUGUUUUUUUUAUCUAGUUUGGGAAAACGUAUUAUGAUCGGUAAUGAACAUUUCAUACAAAAAAUAACCUCAAAAAUGUUUUACUUUAAAUGUCACCAAAAUUUUUAUUAAUGCAAUAAAUUGUCAAUUUAAUUUGAAAUUCUUAGUGCCUGUCCCACCAAAUUCUAAAUUGUCUGAUAAUAAUGCAAUGUGAGUGAUGGAAAUAACGGAUUUUGUUGUUUUAUCUGACUGACGUCAUUUUUAACCUAUCUGAGGCUAUCAGCCAGUGGUGGAACAUGUCCUUAGUAUAUUUUCUAAAAGUAACAUCGAUUUAAACUUAUUACAAUGUAUUUAUAUAAAUUGAAUAAUUAUGAAUAUGUCUAUGAUUUUGUUAACUAAAUUAAGAACUGCUGGCAGAUGAGAAGUGAUUAUUGUGCAAUAUUUGUCCAUAAUAAUGAAAUAAUUGCAAUAUAAUAGUCUUAUUACGGCAGAGUUUCAAAUAACGUACGUCUGUCUGUAGUCGAGUCAAGAGACCGUUAGAGCAAAGCAGAUUUUUAUGUCAAAUAAGAUUGAACUCUAAAGAAUUGAAUUAAAACUCGAUUUUCCUUUACACGUCUUAACGUUUGCUCUCGAUAGACGUGCAAUGACAAAUUAAGCUUUAUGUCAUUCGAAUAUGGCUCAAUUUUAUUUGAAAGUAUGUUCUGCUUUACUCUCCAGUCUUAACCACAAAGGUAACUUUCAAUUGUAUUAUUUGCUCAAUUUUAAAUUAGAUACCUCAUUAAUACAUGACAUUUUGACAUAA
Molecule: messenger RNA, 4686 nt
Organism: Papilio polytes (common Mormon)
Lineage: Eukaryota; Metazoa; Arthropoda; Insecta; Lepidoptera; Papilionidae
Exons: 7
Source: RefSeq, a predicted model, not a curated record